GUCAAUGUGAUCAGCUGUGUCCAAUCACAGCUGAUCACAUGGGACAUGUACACUGAUCAUCAGGGCACUGAUGAUCAGUGUGGCCCCAAAAGUGCCACCUGUCAGUGUCCAUCAGUGCUCAUCAGUGCCACCUGCCAGUGCCCAUUAGUGCCACAUCAAUGCCACAUAUCAGUGCAUACCAGUGCCCAUCUGAGCUGCCUUUCAAUGUCACCCAUCAGUGCCAGUCAGUGCCACCUAUCAAUGCCAAUCAGUGCCGCCUGUCAGUGCCGCCUAUCAGUGCCAUAUAUCAGUGUCAUGUAUCAAUGCUGCCUUUCAGUGCCCAUCAGUGAUGCCUGUCAAUGCCCAUCAGUGCAACCUACC
Molecule: messenger RNA, 360 nt
Organism: Staurois parvus
Lineage: Eukaryota; Metazoa; Chordata; Amphibia; Anura; Ranidae
Source: the annotation of a GenBank genome assembly